GCAGUUCAAGUUUCAACGGUUCGUCAGUUUAAUACUGCAACUGAAAACAACGAAUACGGAAAAAUAUAAUUAUUGUUAUCCUUAUGGUACAAUUUUUAAAAAAAUCUAACAAAUAAUUAUGGAUGGACUAUCGAGUAGCGAAGAGAACGGCAACGUUCCCGCGCCUAUUUCGAGUAGUUCGGGUAAUACAAAUGUUCCGGUGGUGUUGGGAAACUGUGCUAGUGGUAGUUUAAGUGCUAGGCACUCACCAAAAGUGUGCGUAACGCCUGCUUCACAGAUUCUUCUCCAGAGAAAUUCUCUUUCUCCGAAUGUUCCAAGGAAAGUGAUGAGCAAGAACAACAACAACACAAUAUUUCCUACAUCAUAUCCAAACAAUCAAGCUGAGCUCCAGUUAUUUAGAGUGAUGCAAAAUGCGUCUCUACUUCUCUAUUACGAUACCCUCCUAGAAAUGGGUGGUGACGAUGUGCAACAGCUGUGUGAUGCAGGAGAAGAAGAAUUUUUGGAAAUAAUGUCAUUAGUAGGUAUGGCGUCCAAGCCACUACAUGUCAGGAGGCUGCAGAAGAGUUUACAGGAAUGGGUAACUAACCCAUCAAAGUUUAAAAUACCUUUAGUGCCGGGUGAAGACUUUGAAUUAGAAUUGUCAAGUCCUAGAGUGACUAGUAAUCAUGUGUUUUACUCUGAUAGCGGUGAUAAUAGUAGGACAAUGUAUUCUCCUUCUCCUGGUGGUGAUCUAUGUGCCUUACCUCCCGUAUCUAGCCCUGGCUUGACACUUAGCAACAAAAGGCCUUAUUCUCCAUUGGAUCCAGCGUGUCCUCCAUCUUCAAGUUCGAGUCCAGGAGCGAAUAUGUCCGUGCAGCUAUCUCCAAGUUUAAUGGAAAGCCAAAUAGCAAAACUUGCACAAGCUGCGGAACGUUUAAGUAAACAGUUGCCUCAGUUUGAACCAAAGCCGCAUAACACCAAAAAGAAAGUAUGUAAAGAGUUAGAAUUCGUUAUAUCAAUGCCAGAAACUGACCCUAGACGAAUGGAUGAAAUAAGAAGGUACGCUGCAAUAUAUGGAAGGUUUGAUUGUAAAAGAAAACCUGAGAAGCCUUUGACGUUACAUGAAGUAUCGGUUAACGAAGCUGCUGCCCAGAUAUGUAGGUUUAUUCCUGCUCUACUUACACGUAGAGAUGAGCUUUUCCCUCUUGCUAGACAGGUUGUGAAAGAUUCUGGCUGCUAUUAUUCAAAAACUCAGUUGUCAAGUGUUUACAUCAAUAAAAAUGUGAAUAUGGGACAUGAGCGUGAAGCAGAGAUAUUAGCAAGAGCUAGCCCAAGAAUGGGAGGUGAAAUUGAGGGACCUUCAAAUAAAAGGCCAAAAAUUGAGGCUACAUCGGAUUCAGAUGACCGGCAGGACUACGAUGACGCUCUUGUCGUAAGAACUUCAAUUCAUUCACUCUUCCAACAAAAUUCAAAGAAUCAUCAAUCAAAUGCAAGAGGUAACACAUCACGAAGAUCGUCAGUAGGAGGAGACGUAGAAGAAUCGGAUUCACAAUUCACUUACAGCAAUUCAAGUAGCCCUCAGAGAAAACUUGAAGAUACUGGAGAUAAUGAAGAGGACGCUAGUAAAUAUUCUCCUAAGGUACAAAUAAUAUCAGCAAGUGGAGAUAACAUUAUAGCAGUAGCUAAUCCAGCUUUAGCCAUGUCGUCGGCGAUUAUUCCUCCUAUUCAUUCAAAUGCCAUAAUAGAAGUUAGAGAAAAUCGGACGGAAAUAGAUUGACCGGAUAGCUGUAUCUAUAUCUCAUUUCAUUUUAUUGUUACGAUGUUUAUUAUAUAUAAUACUGUGAUUUCAUAUGUUAUCUGAAAAUCAUUAGAAUUGACUGAUACGUUGUAAGUUAUAUUUUAAGAGACAACUGUUGAGAUGUUUUUCGUCACACUGUAAUCAAAAAUCUUUUAUGUUUUCUAAUGUAUUUAUUUAUUUCUGAAAUGAGUUCAUUUCACUAAUAUUUAAAUUGCUGAAGAUUCAAGUAUAUUUUGAUAAAGUACAAUUUCAUGUAGCUAUUGUUAAUAAACUGUUUGAAUUGAUCAUUUUCUGA
Diorhabda carinulata is the source of this 2072-nucleotide messenger RNA. RefSeq names its product NGFI-A-binding protein homolog (gene nab). The coding region runs from base 119 to 1756 and encodes 545 amino acids. The record is from RefSeq and is a predicted model, not a curated record. Gene Ontology annotation, biological process: negative regulation of DNA-templated transcription. NCBI's taxonomy places the organism in Eukaryota, Metazoa, Arthropoda, Insecta, Coleoptera, Chrysomelidae. Gene Ontology annotation, molecular function: transcription factor binding; transcription coregulator activity. Gene Ontology annotation, cellular component: nucleus. The transcript has 7 exons.